CAAGCCUUUGCCCCGCGCCUCCCGCCCUCUCCCUCCCUCCCUCCCUCUCGCCGCUGCCUGCAUUCUCGUGCACAACAUUCUCAGCUCGACAUCGCUCGACACGCCAUGAGUCCCUCUGAAUCCCCGCCUUCUUCCAGCUCAGAUAAUGCCGACUCUGACGCCGCGCACCAGCCCAUAUCCCGCGUCCCCUCCUUCAUGCAAAUCCCCUUCGCGCCCAAGCGCGCCGUCGCGUCCUUCGAGAACCUUGUCGUGCUGGCCAACUAUGAGGAACGCCUCCGCGAAGCGAGGAGGAUCGUGUGGCGCGACAGAGGAGAGAAACCGGCCGACCUGAGUGACCUCUGGGAGUGCUUAGAGCAUGCGGGGAGGGGCGGCAUGAGGGCUGGCUGGCUGGGGUUCUCUAUACGUGCGGGCGUGAACCUCAUUCUCCUCAUGACCAGAAUCAAGAAGAUUCCAAGAAAGUACCGCUUUGCCCUUGUCCGCCGUGCCGCGUUUGGAGAAGACUCCGUCCGAUUCGCAGCCAUGCUCGGUUCCUUCGUUGCCAUCUACAAGUUAGUCCUCAAUGCGCUCCCUAUCCUCCUCCCAUUCCCACCGCCAAACCUCCCCACGCACCGCUCCACAUCGCACACGCGCUCGCGCUCCCUCUUCCGCGCGUCCCUGCGCGCGUCCUCCCAUCCAUCCGACUCGCCUUUCCAACCCGAUGACGGGGAUCUCGCUGUCGACGUUGACGGUGUCAAGGCCGGCAAGCGCCGCGGGUCGCGGCACGCACGCCUCUCUGCGAGCGCGCAGGCGCACCAGGUGUGGGUGCGUAAGCAGACGAGAAGAUGGUAUUCGAUUUUGGCAGGCUCACUCGCGGGUGGGUUUGCGGUGCUGUUUGAGAAGAGGGGACGGAGGGCUGCGAUUGGGCAGCAGAUGUUUGUGCGAGGCUUGCAGGGCUCGUUCAAUUCAUUCUCGUCGAAGCAUGGGGUCAGCAUUCCGAACGGGGACGUGCUUGUUUUCUCGCUAUGCUGUGCGCAGAUCAUGUAUGCGUGGUUCGUCCGUCCGGAGACACUCCCCAGGUCGUAUGACACCUGGAUCGCAACGGCGAGCAAGGUGUACCGCGAGACGCUCUCCAUCCAGAGAGACAUGGUACGCGACGGAACGUUCAAGAUCAAGGAGAUGCAGGCACUAGUCGCGAAGAAAGAUACCACCCCCUUUAAUCGCACAGACAUGCUUGUCCGCAUCGCGCGUGCGUCCCUUCCACCGCCACAGCAAUCCUUCGGUUCGCCCUUCGUGCCCUGUUCCGCGCUGCACCCAUGGUUCGACUCGUGCACGAUCACACAGCUCGACCGAUUCGUCAGCGUGUUCCGGUGGAUGCUGCCCAUUUACGGCGCACUGCACCUUAUCCCGAUGCUCCUCUUCCGCCGCGCGCGUGUGUGGAGGGAGCCGAUGCAUAUGCUUCUGCGCGCGGGGUGGGGCACCGUGCGGAGCUCGGCGUUCCUGGGCGUGUUUGUGUUCAUUUAUCAAUCACUCUUCUGCCUGAAACACAACCUCUACGAAGACCUCACCGCGCUGCGCACCGACGCCGCGCGCGCCUCCACACACCCAUUCCUCGCAGCCCUCGCGCGUGCGCUCCCGCAGCCACUGGUGGACUCGCUCGUCGCGCGGCGCGCGUACUACGUGCUCGGGCUCGCGGCGGGGCUGUCGCUGUUUGUGGAGGAUAAGCAUCGGCGGGAGGAGCUUGCGAUGUAUGUGCUGCCGAAGAGCCUUGAGAGCGCGUGGUUGAUGGCGCGGGGGCGUGGGUGGGUGAUGCAUACUGGGCAGUGGGGGGAGGUGUUGUUGACGGCGGUGGGGAUGGGUAUGGUUAUGGUGCGUUGGGUUUCUGGGACGAGUGGACGAUAAACUGACUUUUUUGAUAUCGUAUUUUACAGAACACGUACCAAGUAAGCUGCCUGUCAUGGUUCAUUCCUUCGACGAUUGAUCCUUUCUACUCCAGAACGAC
Laetiporus sulphureus 93-53 is the source of this 1978-nucleotide messenger RNA. RefSeq lists its product as uncharacterized. The record is from RefSeq and is a predicted model, not a curated record. Bases 106 to 1878 code for a protein of 590 amino acids. The transcript has 10 exons. Lineage: Eukaryota; Fungi; Basidiomycota; Agaricomycetes; Polyporales; Laetiporaceae.